AAUUCCCUACCAUGGGGGAUAUGCAGGCCGUCUCUGGGCAGCGCAAUGCCGAUAUUUCCAACUCGCUGUAUGCUUUGCACGCCAGACAACUUUUCGAUGUCAUCGAUCAGAUCCGCGAUAGCGGAGGUGAACACCAUUUGGAUCUUCCACGGAUUGUGGUCAUUGGCAAUCAAUCUGCUGGGAAAUCCUCCUUGAUUGAAGCCAUUGCUGGGAUCAAGGUCCCUCGAGGUUCUGGAACAUGCACCCGCUGUCCAAUGGAAGUCCGCUUGCAUCGAAAGAAUGAGCCGUGGAGGUGUUCUAUCCGUCUACGGUAUGAAUACGACGAAUACGGCGAGAAGCGCGACGAUCCUUUGAACAUCAAUUUCGGAAACGACAUUGUCGACCCAGCCAAGGUCGAUAUCAUGCUGCGUCGCGCACAGCUAGCCAUCCUCAACGAUGAAGACAACCCUGGGAAGUUCGUCGACAUUGAUCCAAACAAUAUGGCGGUCUCCGACUCGCAAAGGCAGUUCUCCAGGAAUGUCGUGUGUAUCGAAGUUUUCGGUCCAGAUCUUACGGACCUUACGUUUGUUGACCUUCCCGGGAUCAUCCAACAUCAUCCUACAGAUCCGGGUCUGGUCAAUGUGAUCAAGGGUAUGGUCAAGGCGUAUAUCGCUGGUUCUUCAGCGCUGAUUCUGUGCACCAUCACGAUGAAGGAUGAUCCUGAGAACCAGGCAGCGUUGAGCGAAGCCAAGACGGCAGAUCCUCACGGGGCGCGAACCAUAGGUGUCCUGACGAAACCAGACACCCUGCAACCUCAGGAGGAGGGGCUGUGGAUAACUGUGCUCAAAAACGAAGGAUCGCAUCGCCUGAACUUGGGAUACUACAUCACCAAGCAACCAGCUCAAGCGGAAGUCGAGCAGGGCAUUUCGUUUGACAUGGCGCGACAGAACGAAGUAUCCUUUUUCGAGACCACGGAGGCCUGGCGUGCAUUGCCGAGUAGCAUUCGACAGACAAAUGUGAGCACUCCACGACUGACAGCAGCGUUGAGCACCUUGCUAUCAAGCCAUAUACGGAAGUCUCUUCGUGACAUCACCGAGAAGGUCCACCGACUGCUGAGCGAGACUCAACGAGACCUGAGAUCCCUCGGAACUGGCCCGUCCAAUAAUCCAGUUGCAGAUAUAAUUGCCCUCUGCGAUCGCUUUACUGGUAUACUAAGGGCGUACAUCGUGGGAACCGAGGACUCUGAGUUGCUGAUUCAGGAUAAUAAGAGGGCGUUCAGCCGCUUCAAAACUUCCAUUCGCGGCACUGCACCGGUCUUCAUCCCCUAUACGACAGUCGAACGUAAGUGGAACGAAUACACCGAACCGACCCAUAUUCUCGAGGACGUUGCAACCGAGGACAAUGGUCAUACUUACGAUCUCGAUAUGGUUCGAAAACAUAUCAAUAAUGCGAAGACUCGUGAACUGCCUUUCAACGUCCCAUAUGCUGCGAAAGUGCAGAUGAUGCUUCUGCCUAUCAAACGAUGGCAGACUCUCAUCGACGUCUGCUUUGAAGCGAUAGUCCCGAACGUCAGAUCACUCAUAGAGAAAACAAUCAAGCAAGUGUUCGGCGAGUACGCGGAAACCGGACUUCUGGGUCGGGUUAAGGAUAUUGUCUCCAAUCAAUUGAUCGAGCGGGAGAACGCAACGCAAAUUGCGCUCAAGCUUCUGUUUGACAUGGAAGUCCCAGGUCCUUAUACACAAAACCAUCACUACUUUUCAGCUACCCGGGAGAAGCUGGUAACCCACUAUAGGCAGAAACGAAAGGAACGAGAAUCAGCACCCACUCGCCCGACGUCGGCCUGGGGCCUCGCUCCAAGUGAAUAUGCAUCUGGGCCAACUACCUCUCGCUCUACUAUUAUCAAUCAGGUCAUCAGCGGCCUCGCAACGCUCGGUUUUCAAGGUGUGACGGAAAGCGACUUUGGGAAGCUCGUCAUCGAGGAUGAAUGGGAGGAAGAAAUCACCGUCAUGGCGGAAACGCGUGCCUAUCUGCAGGUUGCCUACAAGCGUAUCAUUGAUUCCGUACCGCAGGCGAUCGACUUGGUCUUCAUUCGCCCACUCGCAGACACGCUACACACCGCGCUCAUCGCUGGGCUGCAAUUCGAUUCCCCCAGUGCACACGAACUCUGCCGCGCCUACCUAGCUGAAAAUCCAGCUAAAGCAGCGGAGCGGGUUCGACUCCUUGCGGACAAGGAGAGACUGGAACGGGUAAAGGAAACCCUAAUGCGUAUUGGGUUGGGUCAUUGAGCUCUAUAAGUGUAAGGGAGGGGAGCCGUGGGAAUGGGAAUUGAGCUAGGAAAUCCUUGCCCGAGAGCAUGUGAGCUGCCGGGGCACCAAAAGCUACUUCUGGUGUAUGGCAGCUUGUUCUAUUUGACUUGGAAUGUCAAAAAAUAGAAGUAGAG
Dacryopinax primogenitus is the source of this 2419-nucleotide messenger RNA. RefSeq lists its product as uncharacterized. The record is from RefSeq and is a predicted model, not a curated record. The transcript is spliced from 11 exons. Lineage: Eukaryota; Fungi; Basidiomycota; Dacrymycetes; Dacrymycetales; Dacrymycetaceae. Gene Ontology annotation, cellular component: microtubule; cytoplasm; membrane. Gene Ontology annotation, molecular function: GTP binding; microtubule binding; GTPase activity. The coding region runs from base 12 to 2264 and encodes 750 amino acids.